Colias croceus (clouded yellow) is the source of this 975-nucleotide messenger RNA. RefSeq names its product extensin-like. The transcript is spliced from 2 exons. Lineage: Eukaryota; Metazoa; Arthropoda; Insecta; Lepidoptera; Pieridae. Bases 1 to 975 code for a protein of 324 amino acids. The record is from RefSeq and is a predicted model, not a curated record.
AUGCGUGCGCGGCAAUCGCUCACAUUGCGCACUAUCACCGACGCGCCGUGGUGCGUGAGGAACGAGCGGAUACGCAGCGAUCUCGGUAUGGAAACACUCGACGAUUUUAUCCUACGCCUAUCCCAAAAUAUGUUCGCGCGCGCGGAUGCAUCCACUUAUCCUCAUCUCCGUGAGAUUGCACCGAUGCGCGCUCCUCCCGAGUCGCGUCGCCCUUUUCCGCGCGACUUGUUAUCACCCCCCCCUCCUGAGGUGUAUACAACGCCCUCCUAUCCACCGGAAUUGCUCUGUGCAAUGUCGGCUCCACAGACCGCGCCUUCUGCGCCACCCUCCUCCCACGCACUUCAUGCACUCCCAAAUGUUCCGGUGCAUAACGCGCCAUCCCUCCUUUCCUUCCUGCAUGCACUCAUAGUGCAUUCCAUCACUCCCACGCCACCCCCGCAAGUCCCGCUCUCCAAAGCUACUCCGGCGCGCCCAGCAGCGCCGCCCCCUACCCCUACACCAAUACAAAUCCCUUCUGUCGGUACACAAGUACCCAGCCCACUUCCCCACCUAUACUCCCACGCGCAAUUGGCGCCUCCUUCCCCACCUUCUCGUGUCGCUUCGCCCCAGUACCCCUCCGUCCCCGGUCACGUUUCAACUCAUGGCCGGGCUCGUAAAAGAAAGAGGGCUUUCACGCCCCCCCAAAUUCCCGCCCGUGUUGACGGGCGGCGCUACAUACCCGCUGCAGGGGGCUUCCCGCCCCGAACAGCGUUCCCCACGCGGCCUCCUCACGGAGGCCGCGUGUGCGAAGAUCCCGAUGCUGCUGAUAGAUCAUGUGAUACAGCCACGUCCGUCGCCUGUUUGUGUGUGCCCGCGUAUAUGCAAACUGAGCUGUGCUCGUGUCUUCCAUUGUUUCCUUGUGUGUACUACGCGUCUUUCGUGUCAGUAAAGUCGAUUGUUAGUCGCCCCACUGAGGAGUUCGCCCGUGCUCGUUGA